CUGAGAAAUACAGUGAACAGUCCGUGUGGGCUUGGAUUCAGUUUGGCUGCAUAUUGACAUGCUAACUAUAAUGGCUUCAAACGAAACUAAUGCGAUUUGGGAAAUACUGAAACCUAUUGAUUUUGAGGAGAUCAUCCUGGCGUUCUGCUUGUCAAUACUGAUGGGUCUGCUCAUCGGGAUCUUGAUUUUCCUCCUCCUUACAUGGAUGUCAAGACGAAGGAGAGCUACGGUCAGGAUCACCAGACGUCAAGACCAGUCAACAGAAUCUAAAGGCUCACGUAAUCAACGCUGCCACCUCAGACACUACAAGAGUCACGGUUUUGACAAGAACGGUGAAUAUGCGGGAAGAACGACUUUAAACCUCCACAGGCAGACCUCCGUAGACCCCAAUGAGCUGUUGGGCAGAAGCCCCAGCUUUCUGAACUCCACUUUUCGGCCACCACCGAAAAAGACUAACAACACUAGUGAUGAAACAGAGGAUGAUAACCAAGCUGCAUUGAUUCCUAACAUCACAGAUCCAUUUAGUACAGAACCAGCAGAGUCUUUCUGGCUGGGGAAGGGCAGUCUAAGAGGAUUUCUACCCAGACAGACUCCACCACCUGCAUAUGACAGCGUCAUUCACAUCUUUCAAGAGACCCGUCCCUGACUGCACUGUGACAAAACACUAAGGAUUGUACAUAAAUCCCAAAACAUGAACUCUGAUUUGAGAAGAGAUCUGAUUUAUAUACUGACCCUCAUUUGACUUAUCUUCAUGAGAACAGAAACACUUUAGCAAUGUAGGGCGGGACUUCAUUUUGUCAUGGGUAAUUGAUUGGAUGGAUGUGGUUUGCUAUUGGUCGAUCUCAUGUGAGUGACAGGUUGUCCCUCCCUCAGGCCAGUAAACGCAUCAUCAGAGAAGAGUUUGGAAGUUAUUUCGAUUCGAGAUUACAAGGGAACAUGUAUUUAAAAAUAAUUAUGUACAUCAUGUAUAAUAAAUGCAAUUUUCGAUUAAAAACUGUCCAUUUUUAUUUCAUGGUGACUUUAAUGUUAGAGAAAGUAACCUUACUGUAAAGUGUGACCCUUUCAUGCAGUGGUGUAAAAUGUUGAAGUGAAUUGUUUUUAGGUUAUGGCAAUUAAAAAUAACAGUGCUUUA
Molecule: messenger RNA, 1132 nt
Organism: Pimephales promelas (fathead minnow)
Lineage: Eukaryota; Metazoa; Chordata; Actinopteri; Cypriniformes; Leuciscidae
Gene: myct1b
Product: myc target 1b
Cellular component (GO): nucleoplasm
Source: RefSeq, a predicted model, not a curated record